Molecule: messenger RNA, 7471 nt
Organism: Bombina bombina (fire-bellied toad)
Lineage: Eukaryota; Metazoa; Chordata; Amphibia; Anura; Bombinatoridae
Gene: GNG7
Product: G protein subunit gamma 7
Exons: 4
Coding region: 168-374 (68 amino acids)
Biological process (GO): G protein-coupled receptor signaling pathway
Cellular component (GO): heterotrimeric G-protein complex
Molecular function (GO): G-protein beta-subunit binding
Source: RefSeq, a predicted model, not a curated record
GCGCUGCGUUCAGAAUUGAGGAGGCGGCGGAUGGUGCGCCCGGAGCCCGCGGGUGAGGGGUCACGUGACCGACUCUCAGUUCUCUGUUUUGUCACCUUGAGAUUAGAAUCCUGGGACUGAAUUCAGGAAUUUUCUUAAAACUUUGGCUCAGUAGCUGAUGGCAGAUAAUGUCCACUACUAACAACAUAGCACAAGCUCGGAAGCUGGUGGAACAGCUCCGUAUCGAGGCUGGAAUAGAGAGAGUCAAGGUCUCAAAAGCUGCCGCUGACCUUAUGAACUACUGUGAGCAGAACACCAAGAAUGACCCUUUGCUGGUUGGGGUUCCCACCUCAGAGAAUCCAUUUAAAGAUAAAAAGCCAUGCACCAUCCUAUAACUCAUCUCUUCUGGACACCACGGUGGUUCCAUGACGACCAGCUGACGUUGCCUGAUGCAAAUGUUUGGUCCAAAUCACAUUUAACAGUAAUCUGCAGAUAACUCAGUUUGCUAAGUGUUUUACAAAGCGCAAGACGUUUUGCGCACACCAGGAAAGACACUUUGAUUCAAAUGAUUAUAUUGAAAGUUUUUGACUGUUUCCAAAUAACAUGGUAAACUAAGUGACUGCUGUUUGUAGGACUGUUUUGUUUUGUUUUUGUGUUUCUUGGAAAUUGCAAAGAUGGAUAGCAGCAAGGUAUUGUGAGAGGAUUUACUGUAGGCUUAGAGGUCAGUAUUCUUUUCCACUUCUGUAAUUAGAAUACUGGAAUGUGGCAGGUUAUGUAUUUUUCUCUUGUUGAUGGUUACUAAUAUUCUACACUUGUAUCAUUCAUUGCUAGCUCCCAUGCUUUUCUGUUUCCCUGUGAUUCAGCAAUGGAAACAGAGCAAAAAGAUUUUUCAAUGCCAGGAUUAUAAAAUACCUGGUGUUUUUAUGCUUUGAGGUCUAUUUCAUUUUCAGUGUAGUAGCAGAUUUUUUUUUCACCCUUUAUAAUAUAUAAAGCAGGGGUAUGUUUGUAAAUUCAACAGUAUGUUAGGGUGUAGACACUAAAAUGCUCUGGUUAAUUUGGAAUUAGUUUUUUCCUGCAGAGAGUUGAUCUGAUUGGCUUACUCUGCUAAACAAGUGUGUUUUAAACGCUUUCUGUAGGAUUGUAUAAGGGUGUGAGUGUGAAAAGUGUGUAAGUUAGUGCUUGUGUAAAAGUGUGUGUGUUUGGGAGCGAGGAAGAAAGAUAAUCCAGGGACAGACAUGAUUUUCAUAUUUAUGGAUGGCAGAAAGAUACUUACUGCUAUGGAAAACUAUAUGUUUAUCAAACAGGCAAUAUAACUUUUCAGGAUACAUGCUGUAAUGUUUUCUGCUUUUAUUGAGCACCAAUUUAUUUUAGGCAUCAGUCUCACAGAAUAACAUAUUUUAUAUAUAUAUAUUAUUUCAUGCAAAAGUACAUAACCCUUUUGAUUAACAUACCCAGCAGUAGUUAAAAUAUUAAAGAUGACAAAGCGAACAAGUCUCCUACAUACUCUGGUUCUGUGCAUUCUCGUUGCAAAGAAAUGCAAGAGAAUGAGGCUCUGUCUAAUUGGGAUCUCCUGAAGAGUAUAUGAAGAACUUGUUUGUAUAUUGUGUAUACUUUGGUUGUUUAAUUAUAACAUUGUAUGCCAACUGGAUUACGUCCAUUGAGUAUCUUUAGAGCUGUUUCAUUAUGUUUACAUGUUUUAAGAUCAUUUUUAAGUGACUGUUAAGGUGGAUAGAAGAAUAAUCAUCAUAUAUAUGAUGUAUAUACUACAUUAUUAGUCUGUGUUUUGCCUCAAAUUUUGCAGGAUGGAUCCUGAUUUUUAGCUUCUUUAAAUUGUAUCAAAUUUGUCAAUAUUUCUCAGUGUCAUAUGGAUGCCAAUAUGCUGAGCUUCUGAUUUCCCAGCUGGCAGAAUCAGUAGCGUACACUAAGGCCGUCUGCCAAGCAAUCCUCUGCAACGUGUAGUUUCUUAGACUGUAAUAUGUCUCCCUGUGUUUAAGUUCACAGCUUCAGAAUCAACAUGCCCCUGCGUCUCUUAAUUCAAAUUUGAAUACCAAACCUGUUUGACAUUAAUUUUUCAGUUUGCCCAUGGAAUCUGACCUAUAUUUGUAAGGUGUCUGCUCUUAGCACAGUUUGUUCUUCAACUGAGAAGAAACACAAACCCUGAAAAGUAAUGUCUGUAUAUAAAUUUCAUCUCUAUUGUUCUAUUGUUUUCUUUUAUCAUUAAUCAGCUCAUUGUGCCUUUAGGUUUAUUCUUGCAUAGAACAGAAAUCAUUUUUUUAGUGUGCUCAGUGCACACAGUUGUAUAAUAUCAGUAUAUUAGCAUUAAGCUAAUGUUACAUUUGAGGAUCCAGUGACGUGGAAAUAUAAACUAAAGGGUAGCGCACUAUAUUCUCUUUGUAAAAGCUCCACACUAACUGUGAUAACCAGUAUUGAAUGUUGCUUAAAGGGACAGUAUACACUCAUUUUCAUAUAACUGCAUGUAAUAGACACUACUAUAAAGAAUAAGAUGCACAGAUACUAAUAUAAAAAUCCAGUAUAAAACUGUUUAAAAACUUACUUAGAAGCUGUCAGUUUGGCUCUGUUGAAAAUGUAGCUGGAAAGCCCACUGCAAGUGGGAAAUAAGACCCUCCCCCUUCUUUUGCAUAUGAAAAGACCCUUUACACAAACAGGAGCAAGCUGGAGAAGGUAGCUGACGGUAUUCACAUAAAACUUUGGGGCUUGGUUAGGAGUCUGAAAAUCAGAGCAAUGUUAUUCAAAAAUAAGCAAAACUAUACAUUUAAAAAAAAAAACUUUAUGGGCUAUAUAAAUAGAUCAUCUACAAAACAUUUAUGCAAAGAAAAAAUGAGUGUAUAAUGUCCCUUUAAUAUGGCUGUGGCCCUGGUAUUUCAAAAACAAUAAAAUGAUGAAGCUGAUUAACGUGUUAAAGGGAUGUGAAACCCAAAAAUGUUCUUUCAUGAUUCAGAUACUGAAUAUAAUUUUAAACAACUUUCCAAUUUACUUGUAUUAUCUAAGUGGCUUCAUUCACUUGGCAUACUUUGUUAAAAUGGAUACCUAGCUAGGCUCAGGAGCUGCAUAUAUAUGCCUCUUGUGAUUGGUUUACCAAUGUGUCCAGCUAGCUUCCAGUAGUGCAUUGCUGCAUCUUAAAUAAAGGAUUCCAAGAGAAUAAAGCAAAUUGGCUUUGUCCUAAACUCCCUAGUGAGGCAAUUGGCAAAAUCGGUAGCCUAGGGUUUUUUUUUUUUUUUUUUUACUAAAUACUUCAAAUUGCCUAAACCAGCUAUUUGAUUUGCAGCACUGACAGGUUACAUAAUUUGCUUUCUGCUUCUCUAGGGACCACAGGGCAAGCAGCAUUUUUACACUAGGGCAAGGUGUCUUAGGAUCAGAAGAAAAGAUAAUGACCAAACUCACAAAACAUUCCAAUAUCUUAAAAAAAAGGUAGAAAAUCACAGAAUCUGUGGUUUCUGAUUCAGCCAUAUAGUCUAAUACCUACUCUAACAAUGCUUGUAUGAAGUUUGCAGUUUUACGUUGUAAAGAAUUCCGCCUUUCAUACUAUGUAAUGGUGUUUAUAAAAGGUACCAGCAGAUAAAAGCUGCUCCUUGCCACAAUUCUAUUAUGAUAACAGCAUGCCUCAGCCAAUAAGUAUGUGAAGCCUUGUUACUGAAAUCUGCACACAAAAUACAGUGAACUUGUCUAACACUGCACUAAAUAAUCAAGUACACUACACAAUAGGAUACGUUCAUUAUUACAGCCCAAGUAGUGACAAGAAUCUUCCUGUAAAAUUUUUAAUUAAAGGGACACUGAACCCAAAUUUUUUCUUUCGUGAUUCAGACAGAGCAGGCAAUUUUAAGCAACUUUCUAAUUUACUCCUAUUAGCAAAUUUUCUUCAUUCUCUUGGUAUCUUUAUUUGGAAAGCAAGAAUGUAAGUUUAGAUGCCGGCCCAUUUUUGGUGAACAACCUGGGUUGUUCUUGCUGAUUGGUGGAUAAAUUCACCCACCAAUAAACAAGUGUUGUUAAGGGUCUGAACCAAAAAUAGGCUGGCUCCUUAGCUUAGAUGCCUUUUUUUUUCUUCUUCAAAUAAAGAUAGCAAGAGAGCGAAGAAAAAAUGAUAGUAGGAGUAAAUUAUAAAGUUGCUUAAAAUUGCAUGCUCUGUCUGAAUCACAAAAGAAAAAUUUGGGGUUCAAUGUCCCUUUAAGGGGACAUGAAACACAAUUUAUUUCUUUUGUGAUUCGGACAGAGCACACAAUUUUUAAAAAGUUUUCAAUUUACUUCUAUAAUCAAAUUUGCUUUGUUCUCGUUGUAUUCUUAUUUUCUGGAACACUAAGUAAUUUGACAAUAGAAGUAAAAAUACCUCUAAAACAUUUAUUUGUUUCACUCCUCCAGAUAGUAGACCACUGGUUUUCAAACCUGUACUCAGGCCUCCCCAACAGGCCAGGUUUUCUGGAUUACCUUGGUGGUGAGCAGGUAAAAUAACCAGGUUUACUAAUCAGCUGGUUGUUUCACCUGUGCUCUAGUUCAGGUAUCCUCAAAAUGUGGCCUGUUAGGGAGGCCUGAGGACAGGUUUGAAAUACUAAUAAUAAUAAUUAAAAUACCAGGAAACCCCAAAUUUCCGUAUGAUUCAAACAGCAUGCAAUUUUAAACAACUUUCCAAUGUACUUCCAAUUUACUUAUUUGAUCAAAUUUACUUUGUUCUUAUGUUAGUCUUUAGGUAACGUGCACAUGCCUGUAGCACUACACGACAGGAAAUAGUGCUGCCAUCUAGUGCUCUUGCUAAUGUAUAACAUUGUUACAAAAAUUCUGCCAUAUAGUGCUGCAGACACGUGCACACUCCUAAGCUUACCUUCCUGCUUUUCAACAAAGAAUAAUAAGAGAUUUUGGGUUUUAUGUCCCAUUUAAUUAUGGUGAAAAUUACCCAAGCCUGCAUUCUGAACACUGAUUGGCUACCUCAGAACACAACAUGUUAAAUGAUUUAAAACAUUUUUUACAACACAGGGCUUAUUUCCUGAUAUAUUUAAUGGCCCUUUAAAGGGGACGUAAAGUAAAUAUUAAACUUUGUGUGAUGGAUACUACAUGCAAUUUUAAACAAUUGUCCAAUUUACUGCUAUUGUCAAAUUUGUUUUGUUCACUUCAUAUCCUUUGUUGAAAAACACCCAGGAGCAGCAGUGCACUGCUGGGGCCUAACUAAACAUGUGUUGAGCCAAUGAAAAUAGGCAUAUGUGGAUAGUAAACAAUCACCAGCUGUGCAGCAGCAAAUUUGAUAAUAGAAUUAAAUUGCAAAGUUGUUUUGCCGUAGAGCGGAUUUGGGUUUUGUAUUUUUACAUGAGCCAGCUAACACUAUGAAGUUAUAACACGUUUGUACGUGAAUACUGUGAUACCAAAUGUAUAAAGUGCAUCACCAUUUACACAGCUGAAUUCCAUUAUUCUGUGUUUUAAUUGCACAACAAUGCCCAUUACACCUGUAUAUUAUCAGGUAACUGCAACAGGUAUUUAGUGAGUAAUACCAGUAAACUUAUCAAAUUGGCUAUUGUGUCCCUGCUUAUAAAACGCUUUUAGCAGAUUCAUUUGUAGAGCCAUGAAUAAUUGUUAAAAUAUUGUGCAAAUUACCAUUUUUGUUUGUUAUAUCUUAUUCAGUGAUCAAUUCAUUAUUUUUCUUUUCAUUUUUAACUACAAUCAUUUCAAGCUGAUGGAGGAGCGUGUGUCAUGACAUUUCAGAUGACAACUAAAGAACAAGACAUAGCAGAUUCAUGAUAAAAUGUUAGCUUCAUCCGUUUGGGUAGAUUUAAUACUUUCCAGUUGUCAAUAACGGAUAGUGAAAAUAAAAGUCUUUAUUAAAGGGAUCCGAAAGUCAAAAUUAAGCUUUUAUGAUUCAGAUACAACAUUUAUCUUAGUAUUUUUUGUUGAAGAGCAUACUUGGGUAGGCUCAGGCGCAUGCAUGAGUCUUGAGCAUUAUAUGUCAACAGUGUUAAUAAUAAUAAUAUUUUUAACAAUGUUAUACAUUGUUACAAACACUGCUACCCUGUAUUGCUCAACAGUGUAUAACAUUGUUACAAACACUACUGCCAUGUGAGUGCUCAGGACACGUGCAUGCUCCUGAGCUUACUUAGGUAUGCUUUUUCAAUAAAAAAAAUACCAACGUAACAAAGUAAAUUUGACUAUAGAAGUAAAUUGCAAAGUUGUUUAAAUUGGCAUUCAAAUUUGACUUUUGUGUCCCUUUAAAGAAUCUAAAGAUUUUUGUUGCUCUUCCUAGUUGUUUAGGCUACAACUGAAAUAUGAUCUAGCCAUUUUAUUCUUCUUUUUAUUAUGUGUAAGAUCUUUAUGGGAUACAAUUAUGUCUCAAAAAUGUUCUUUUAAGACAACCACAGGGAAUAUCCACAUAAAUGAAUGCAUGACUGUGCUAGGCAGAAAUUUACAUUAGCUCUGGUUACUUCUGUCUAAGAACAUUGUGUCAUCAUGUAUACACCAUUAGAGAGAGUUUUUGUUGGAAAGUAACAUUUACCCCAACAUUUUUAUAUAUGUAGCAAGACAUGGGCCUAGAAUUUAAAGGGACACUAAACUCAAAAUUAAACUUUCAUAAUUCAGAUAGAGCAUGCAAUUUUAAGCAACUUUUUAAUUUAUUCCUAUUCAUUUUUCUUCAUUCUCUUGGUAUCUUUACUUGAAAAAGCAGAAUGUAAGCUUGGCAGCAGUCCCAUUUUUGGUUCAGAACCUGGGUUGCGCUUGCUGAUUGGUGGGUAAAUGUAGCAUGCGCUAGCCAAGGUUCUGAACCAAAAUUGUACCGGCUCCUAAACCAAGAGAACGAAUAAAUAUUUAUAAUUUGAGUAAAUUAGAAAGUUGCUUAAAAUUGCAUGCUCUAUCUGAAUCAUGAAAGAAAAAAAAAUGGGUUUAAUAUCGCUUUAAUUACUUAGGGGAAGUUACUUGACAAAGCCAUUUACAUGUUACUGCAAUUCCCAAACCAACCUAAAAGGAUACAACAUGGUGUAAUUGUUGCUGUGCUUCAUAUGAAUUCACUGCAAAUCUCACCUUUUUAUGAAAUCUCUUGGCAAUACAUUCUGGAUGUGUUUUAAAUAUUAUCUAAUACAGUAAUAACAUUGUCACAAUUAGUUUUGAAAUUUAGAUUCAAGUUGUCUGCCAAAUAUGACCUGCUUUAUACUCCGUAAUAAAUUGUGUAUUGUUUGAUUAUUGAUAUACUAUCUGUAUUAGCUGUAUUGAAAGUAAAUAAGUAUUUCUUUUUAUAAAUAUCUGUUCUACUUUCAUAUAUACUUAAUGGGUUUUUUUCUCCAUGAUGCUGAAUUUGUAUAACGUAUCAUUACUGAUACGCACAAAUAUUUGUAAAGUAUUAUGUAAAAAAAAGUAGUCUGUGGAAUUUUAACGUUAAUGCUUCUGAUUUGCAUUUCUCCUGUGUGCCAAUCACUUUUUGCACAGUGUCAAUAUAUUUUGUGGUGUUGCUGUUACAUGUUUACUUAAAAAAAAAAAUACAAUUAAAGGAUUACUACAUUUUACCUAA